Molecule: messenger RNA, 1092 nt
Organism: Peronospora farinosa
Lineage: Eukaryota; Oomycota; Peronosporomycetes; Peronosporales; Peronosporaceae
Source: the annotation of a GenBank genome assembly
AUGGCGUCCGUCCCACCAUCAACUGCUAUGAACCUCAAUGUCGGUGUUGACUCGUCUCCAGUCUCAACUUCAACUUGUAAUGCUCUCGAUGUAAAUUCCUUUAUCGAACGAACCAAAGAAGUUAAAGUGGAUGUAAAUGAUUAUUCUCGUUUUAAAAACAUUGGCGCUGACUCCGACGAAGACGAAGAUCCCGUGGCUCGUGUGGACGCAUCAAAGUGUCGCAAUUGCAGUAAAAAAGGGGCAAAACUCAAGUGCAGCGUGUGUAAAAAGGUCGUCUAUUGCGCCCGGAAAUGUCAAGCAAGUGACUGGCCAUUCCAUAGACGCAUUUGUAAGACACCAGAAACGAGAAAAAACCCGGAAGUAGUACGUCGAGCUUCUGUGAAGCAAUCGACGUCUACUUCAUCCUCUUCGAGCUCGUCUUUUUUGAAACAAAAGACGACCAUUUCAAGUGACAACAAGUCAAAAGAGACCCGUGGUAAGUCGUCCAUUGUGGUGACGGAUGAACCGGAUUUACCGGAUAAUAUGAGAGGUUAUAAGAAUGGACUUCCAUAUUUUCAUCGAGAAUUAUCCAAGGAAGAAGAGACUUUAAUUGGAGACAUUGCACCCCAAAAAAUUGAACCAAAACCUGUGACGGCGACAUCAGUGCAACAUGAUGGAUCUGCUUGGAACACGGCGGGUACAUUUGAAGAACGUGUGGUGACCAAGUGGGCAGAGGAAAAGUGGACCGACGUCUUUACGGGUGCAACCUAUGUGGAAAACAAUAUGCAGGCGACAUUAAAAGCGCCUGAGAAAAUUGCGGGUGAUGCUAGUAUCUGCGUUGUACGAGGCAAGAAACGGUAUUUGUUUGACUUCAACUUGAAUCUUCCCUUUGAAGUCUCGGUUAGUGGUGGAGGUACUUGCAAAGGCUUGUAUGAAAUGAACGACAUCUCGAACGACGAGGAUUAUCAGAUCUCGUGUAGGUUGACCGACAAGCUCAGCAAUGCCAGCGAACAAAGUGCUGUGGAGGCGUUCGUUGCCAAGAAAAACAGCGGCCUCCAGAAGGAAUUGAUGCGACUGAUUGGCGUGUUUGCGAACGAUUUUCAACAGCAAUAG